AUGCGUGCACCAGUAAUAGACGAGAAUUUCACAGGUGAAUUCAUCGCGCAAAGCAGCCUUGAUCGAGCCGAAGGCCAAGUAGCAUUGAUCGGCGCUCAGCAUCUUCCGCUCAUUACUCGCCGACUCAAUCUUUAUACCGGUCUUGGUGCACAUGUCGGCUGGCUCGAAAAUGACCCAGAUCGAGCGGUGGACUACAAGGCGCCAGCAGGUGUAAGCUUUAUAGGUGGUGCAGAAGUGAAUUUAAAGCGAUUUACUAUCAGCCUCGAUUACAGACCAGUCCUCAAUCUCAGCGGGGGAGAGAAGACCUUCUAUUCUACAUCGGCAUUUACUUUACGAUACAUUGCGGUAAAGCGUUACGGUAUUUUCACCUCACCUCGAGAGCAACGUAAGAAGAAACGUGUGAAAAAGCGACGCCAAAAGGCACAGGAUCGCGAAGCUAAGGAGCCUAAGCCGGAUGCGAAGGUGACGCAAGCAAAGACAUUUUCUUCCACAGUCUUUGAAUUACCAAAAUUGACAUUUGGAUUUGAUGCUCUUGCUCCGAAUAUCGAUGCGCGGACUAUGCAAAUUCAUCAUGGCAAGCAUCAUGCGGGAUACGUGCGAAAACUGAACAAAGCUCUAGAAGGUCAAGAAGGAUUUGCAGGCAAAAGUCUCGAAGAAAUAUUGAUGGCGGUUGGGAAUAAUGAUACAGCCAUCCGAAACAACGGAGGUGGACACUAUAAUCAUAGUUUAUAUUGGUCAAUCAUGUCACCAAAGUCGAGCAUGCCUCAAGGCGAUAUGCUUGAUGCGCUCAAUUCGGCCUUUGGAAGUUUUGAAAAGUUUAAAUCCCAAUUCGCAGCUGCGGCAACAAGUCAAUUUGGAUCAGGCUGGGCGUGGUUAAGCGUGGAUGAGAACAUGAAACCAAUGAUUAGUUCUACACCCAACCAAGACAACCCCCUGAUGAAAGGUGUUUUGGGAAAAUCAUCUAGACCGUUGUUUGGUAUAGAUGUGUGGGAGCAUGCCUAUUAUCUCAACUACCAAAAUAGACGUGGCGAUUACGUCAAUAACUUCUUCAAUGUGAUAAAUUGGGAUGUCGUGACAGACAGAUUUAAAGACUUCGCUAAAGGAUAA
This is a messenger RNA of Nerophis lumbriciformis (worm pipefish), 1107 nucleotides long. Lineage: Eukaryota; Metazoa; Chordata; Actinopteri; Syngnathiformes; Syngnathidae. The record is from RefSeq and is a predicted model, not a curated record.